AUGGAUGGAUCCGCUAUAAACCCCAAUGAAAUCAAUCGCUUCGAAGUCACAGAAGUCUAUGCACAUCCCCAAGCUGAAGUAGACAUCGUACUGGUUCACGGAUUGAACGGUCACCCACAGCAUACGUGGACGGCUAAGAAUGGUAUAUUCUGGCCCACGGCUCUUCUCCCAGUGACCUUCAGCUCCAAAGAUCCAAACAAAUCGGCAAAGGUUCGAAUACUCGUCUACGGAUACAAUGCGGAUGUGGUAGCUUUUGCAGAGAAAUCAGCCUCGCACGACAGGAUACACGAACACGCACAAAGUUUGGUUUCUAGUUUGGCGCUAGAGAGGAAGAGUGAAGAGGCCGAAGAAAACCCAAUCAUUUGGGUUGCGCAUAGUUUGGGUGGUAUCUUGGUAAAACGAGCACUAGAGAUUUCCCACGAUUAUCAAGGAAAGAGCAAUGACGAGAUUCGUUCCAUCGCUGUCUCGACCUUCGGUAUCAUAUUCCUCGGUACUCCUCAUACGGGUGCUGAUCCAGCGAAAUGGGGAUUGAUUUUCCAAGGGAUGGUAUCGGCUUUAAUGCCGAAGAAAGCUAUGGACUCGGAAUCGAUUCUCAUCAAAACGUUGACGACAAAUAAUGAAACGCUUGCCAAUAUCAAUCUUCAUUUUCUCGACAUUUAUCAACGCUUUAAGAUUUGUAUGGCACAUGAAAGUUUGAAGACGGAUUUUAAAGGAACAAAAGCUUUUAUCGUUGAUCAAACUUCCGCCAGUCCUCUACUUCCAGAUGUUUCCUACUUUGGUAUUGAGGCUACACACAGCGGCAUGUGCAAAUAUGAAAGCAAGAGAGCACCAGGUUACAUGAAUGUCUCUACCAAGAUUAAGACAUGGGCUUUGGAAGCUUCCCCGGUAAUUCGUGCUCGAUGGAGACAUGAGAUCAAGAAACGAGCCGAGGAAACAGAAGCGCAAAUCAGAGAGCUUAGAGGUCAAUUCGAAGAUCCAACUUUAGCGCCUGGAACUCCAAAACAACCACAGGAUUUAUCGAAUUCAGUACAAACUAUUGCAAGUUUUGAGCCCGAUAUGACAGACGAUAGUGCAGAAUAUUUUAUCAAACCACCCGGAUUUCGUCCCAAUUCCAUAUUUGUUGGCCGACGAGAAGAGUUGGCUGAAAUGCAUAGAAUGCUUUUUGAUGAACAGCGAAGAUCUCAAGGUUCAUGUGCUGUUUUGAUUCAAAGUAUGCCUGGUGGUGGUAAGACUCAUUUGGCUCGACAGUAUGCAUUUGAAUACCGACACGAAUUUCCCGGUGGCGUUUUCUGGAUUCGAGCGAAAAGUAAGCAGGAAAUCACAGCAGGCUUUUGGCAAAUCGCGAAAAAGGCAGCGUUGAAACCUUCAAUGGUUAAUGAAGAUCCAAAAGUUCUCGACAAUCCGGAUCAAUUUAUUAAAUUGGUCAAGAAGUGGUUAAAUCAUCGACAUCACUGGCUUUUAAUCCUGGACGGUAUGCACUUUGAUGAUAGCUUACGAAGAUUCAUUCCCGAUAGUGUCAACACUAGUAUUAUCUAUACAUCAACGGAAAAGUCUGUCAGUGGCGAUCAUCAUUUUAUGAACCCCCAGGUUUUGAAAUUACCAGCACUUUCCGCAAGAGAAGCUCAGCAUCUUUUAUUACGAGAACUAGACAAGAAGGAGCCGUAUGUUCAAGAUGACCUCAGACACUCCAUGGAACUAGUUCAAGCAAUGCAAUUCUUACCGGUAGUUAUUCACGUCGUCGCUCAACGAUUAAAAGCCACAGAUGAACCACUUGCAAGAUAUGCUAGAUCUUAUGCAUCGGCACCAAAGGGUUUAAGGGAACUUCAGGCUUUCACAUCAGUGGUUGAACAAUUGGAAAAGUUGGGUGCUUAUGAAACUCUCAAUCUAAUACAUAUCUUGUGCUUCUUCAGUCAACAUCUUCCGGUUGAGAUGAUUGCACUAGGCCUGGAUGCACUCGAUGUUCCUAUUAGAGCCAGCGAACCUAUUACUGGUAGAUCAUUAAAUAACACCUUUAAAGUAUUGAACAAAUUCGCCUUAAUUGACCGGAACGAACACGAAGCCUCACUCGGCUCUUCCCAAACUUCAAAAGGUAGCAGAGAUUUGUUGUCAGAUGAUAUCGAUGUUAUCAGGCUACAUAGUGUCGUUCAAGGAUUCUUCGUGGAUACUUUGCAUGCAAAAAAAGAAUUGCCAAUGUGGCUUGAUCGAGCUAUCUCAGUUUUCUGCUACUCAUUUGAACAAGCAAAUGAUCGCAUCACACAAAAAACACGCACUGGUCUCGUGGAAGACUAUCGACUUUACGAAAUCCAUGGCAUGAGACUUCAAAGUCAUCUCGAGAGACACAAAAAGGAAUACAUCAAGCAUCACAAGAAAGAGACUUUAGAUCCGGAUGCGACUUGUAUCAUGUUAGAUGAUGUAUUAACUGCAAUUAGAAGUGAAAUUCAACGACGUACUCCGGAAUCUUCUCACGUCAUUGCUGGAGGUCAACCGGAAGCAUUCCAAACAUCGAUAUUCGAUCGGACGGGUAGCUCAUCUGAUACUGGCGCCGAUGCUGAAACACCUGCAGACAAAUUCUGUGAUGGUUCUCCUUGGGUCCUUGGGCCUCACAUUGAAUCCCCCAAGAGUCUUGUUCAUGAUCCGGAUUUCCUUCAACAGGUGGAGAAUAUCAAACAAAUUCGAUUCCCACCUCAACUUCCCAAGGAAGACACGGGAUAUGAUAGUGAGUUAGAAGGCUCUACCAUGACACUACAGCCACCAAAGUCUUUGGCCCCUUCGGCUGGUUCUCCUGAAAGUCCUGGGGGUCCAUGGGAAGUAGUCAAACCUCGGCGUUCAAGGGUUACGGCUCCGAAGCUCGAUCUUCAUAGAACCAUUCGUGCUCAGGAAUCAAGAAGAUAUCGAAAUCGUGCGGGUUAUUUUCGUUCAAUGACCCCCGGAGGGUUUUCCGACCCACGUGUGACUAGUGUUACAGCACAUGGUGAAUUACAGCAACCUGCUAUUCGACCACAAUCUCGUGGUAGUUUGUCUGGUCAAUCUAGUGCCAGAGUAGCACUCGCUCAUAUCAGUAAAUCGAGUCCACCUCCAGUUCGAGGAGGUGGUCCUAUUCAAAAUCGAAGAGCCCCCACGCAUAAGUUGACGGAAACCAAUCUUAUCACUAGGACACCAACUUAUGCAUCGGCUGUUUCUGGCCCAACGAGAGAUACAGCUUCGAGACAUGGCACGGAAGAAAACUUUAGUGAUACGACAUCAAACCUCGGAUACCCAGAACCAACAACAGCUGUUGCCGCCUUACAGCUUAUUCCUCAUGAUACAGAGUCUCAACCACCACAACCACACGUACCUUAUACUCGUAUGCCACCAUAUCCUCAUACACCGGAUCUGUAUUAUCGACAACCAUAUUCUACUACGAGUAGCAACAUGUAUAAUACGCCAAACACGAACAACAGUCAAGAUGGUUUCAAACCGAUACCAGAUCCCUUUGAGAAUAUCUAUCCGAUCAUGCCAGGUCCACCUCCUUUGACAAGAUCUUCAAUACCAUACACAUCAUUGUCACCAUCACUAAAGAGGGACCUACCCCACGAUUAUCCGAGUUGGGAUUCACAAUCUUAUCCCAAUUCAUUACAUAACUCGAUGCACAAUCCAAUCCCACAUCAAGGCAAUCCCCAAAAUCCCCAUCAUCUACUUCGACCAACUCAAUUCCAAUCAAUAUCCUCACCAAACCUUCUUCCUUCUCAGUAUCGCCCCACCCCUUCAACAUACUACCCCGGCCGUCCCGAAUUCUCCCACUCCGAUACAACAAGUAUAACAACCUCGCGCACCUCCCCCCAAGAAUCAGGCUACACAUCUCAACCCCUUUCCCGCAACCCCUCUGGUCAAUCAACGCACUCCACUAUUUCUCUCUCCCGACCUUCCGCUCAUCCCAGCUCAAACUCCACCUCCGCAUCCAAACAACGCCGUACAUCUCUCGCCGAAACUGAACCUAUCCCCCAACUUCCCUUUUCUCCUCGAGUAGGUCCGCAGGCCAUGAGUCCACAGAUAAGCUAUCAAAUCUCCUCAGCUCACUAUCUCAAUCACGCACCCCAAGAUCGCGAAAGGGGAAUGGUAAGGAAAAGUCCGAGAUUAGCAUUCGCGCGGGCGGUCGUGGGUGAUGAUGCAGCGAGAAUUUUGUACGAAAAUCAGGAGAGGGAGAGAGAUAUGCAGAGAUUGGUACAGGGACAGGGACAAAAUCAGAAUCAAUAUGUUUCGUUGCAAGCCAGGAUUCCGAGGACGUUUAAUCCUUUAGCGCCGAAUUUUAGUCCGAGGAUGAGCGCUGCAGGGAAUCAAAGUCAGAUGGGAUAUUUUGGGCAGAGUGAGGAGAGGAGAGCAGGGGUCGGGGCUGGAGUGAGGGAUUUGAGUUUUGUUUAUCCGAGUCCAGAGAUGGGUAGUGAGGGAUUUGGAAGUGCGACUGCGAAUGGGAAUUCAAGGGGGAUAGCGGAGACAGAACUCCAAGCCCCGCUCAUGAAAAGAGGUGGGAGUAGUGGGAGUGGAGGUUUAGUGGUUGGUGGGGGGAGAGUCGUCGAGUUUGGAGAUUUGGGAACAUCGCAGAGAUUUCAGGCGCAGAGGAAUUGGAGUGCGGAAAGAGGGGGCAUGAUUGAAUUCGGGGAGACGGGAUUGGGGAUUCGGACGGGUGGGGAGGGGGGAGUGAGGGGGGAUGGGAGGGGUUGGUAUGGGGAAAGGAGGAGUAGGAGUCGUUGA
Molecule: messenger RNA, 4728 nt
Organism: Botrytis byssoidea
Lineage: Eukaryota; Fungi; Ascomycota; Leotiomycetes; Helotiales; Sclerotiniaceae
Exons: 6
Coding region: 1-4728 (1575 amino acids)
Source: RefSeq, a predicted model, not a curated record